UAAAGUGUUGGUGCUGCCGCCGGCACUGGGCUGGGAUCGGCGCUGUUGCGGUGCUGCCGAUGGAUUGUCCAUUCAAUUGGCUCAAAGUGCACGGCGCGCAGCGCACGAAACAACAAAUAAAUGUUUAAAGUGCAAAUAAACGGCAUUUAUCGCCAAUUGGUGUCCAUUGCCGCCGCCGAGCAGGAGAUGGCCGCCCUGGCAGCAUUGGCCCGGCAAAGGGCGGCGGAGCAGGCCAACUACUCGGACUGCCUGGAGGAUGUGCAGCUGUUUGCCCAGCUGGAUGAGCUGAGGGGCUACGACGACACUGAUGACAUGGAGAUGAUGUCGCCUGGCGCAGACUUUGACCUGAUCGAUCUGGUGAACGGGGCCCUAGAUUCCACUGGCAAUCCCACGCGACUGCAGAACAAGCCCCAGCGGAGCACUAAACAGCGGCAGCGAUCACCGCAUGUUUGCGACGUGUGCGGCAGACGCUUCUCGGAGGCCUACAACCUGCGCAUACACAAGAUGACGCACACGGACGAGAAGCCGCACGUUUGCGAUGGCUGCGGCAAGGGGUUCCGGCAGUUGAACAAGCUGCGCAUCCACUAUGUCACCCAUACGCCGGAUAGGCCGCACAAGUGCGACAUAUGCGGCAAGGGCUUUCGCUAUGCCAACUACCUGGCCGUCCAUCGUCGUCUCCACACUGGCGAGAAGCCGUAUUCGUGUUUGGUCAAGGAGUGCGAUCUGUCCUUUCACUCAAUUCAUGCACGUCGCAUCCACACCAAGCUGCAGCAUGCGGCGCCCGCUCAGUCGGAUGCCGAGCAGGAGCAGCCACUAACUGCGUUGGAGGCGAUCACAGGCACUUCAUCGCUGAGCUACACCUGCCCCAUCUGCGGCCGAGUGCUCACAGAUCAGUGCUACCUGAAUACGCACCUGAAGCGGCACUACAACCAGCGUGACUUUCCCUGCCCACAGCCGCAGUGCGGCAAGCGCUUCUUCAGCUCGUCGGAGGUGAAGCAUCACCAGAUCGCCCACACCCAAUAUCGGCCGUACGCGUGCACCCAGUGCCCGGCCCGAUUCCUAAGGAAAUCCAAUUACAAACAGCAUUUGAAGAUCCAUGAGCGCUGAGACGCGCGAAGCGGGAGAGAAGAGUCCAGCAUCUGAUUGUUUGUUUGCCUUUUGGGUUUGGU
Molecule: messenger RNA, 1169 nt
Organism: Drosophila obscura
Lineage: Eukaryota; Metazoa; Arthropoda; Insecta; Diptera; Drosophilidae
Product: zinc finger protein 724
Exons: 3
Coding region: 121-1107 (328 amino acids)
Source: RefSeq, a predicted model, not a curated record